Molecule: messenger RNA, 2934 nt
Organism: Gossypium raimondii (Peruvian cotton)
Lineage: Eukaryota; Viridiplantae; Streptophyta; Magnoliopsida; Malvales; Malvaceae
Product: LRR receptor-like serine/threonine-protein kinase IOS1
Exons: 13
Coding region: 118-2742 (874 amino acids)
Biological process (GO): protein phosphorylation
Molecular function (GO): protein binding; ATP binding; protein kinase activity
Source: RefSeq, a predicted model, not a curated record
UUUAAAGCAAACAAUUCACUUGGUUUUACCAGAAUAUAUAAGAUACUUAACUGUUUCUUGGCUCUCAACCAUUAAAUUUUAGAGAAAAAAAGAACCAAGAAAAAAAAAGAAGAAAAAAUGGAGAAGACAAUGCAUUAUUUCAUAAUAUUGUUCAUCAUCUUUACUCUAGCAGUUGUUGUUCAUGCACAAAAUCAAACAGGGUUCAUCAGCUUAGAUUGUGGAUUACCAGCAGGUUCAAGCUACAUUGAUUCCAUCACUGGCAUAAACUACACUUCAGAUGAACCAUACAUUCAAACAGGAACAACCCAUAGUUUAUCUCGAUUCAAUUCAAGCAUUCAACAACAGUUUCUUGAGAAUCUUAGAAGUUUCCCACAAGGUGUUCGACAUUGCUACCAGCUGAACCUCACAAAAGGAGAAAAAUAUUUGAUCAGAGCAAGUUUCAUGUAUGGUAACUAUGAUGAAAACGAUGAAAACCCAGAAUUUGAUUUGUAUUUAGGACCUAAUUUGUGGGCUUCAAUGGUGUUUGAGAAUUCAACAAGUGUUGUUGUUAAGGAAAUCAUUUAUGUUGUUAAAGCAAGGUAUCUUCAUGUUUGUGUUGUUAAUACUGGGAAAGGGAUACCUUUUAUAUCAGCUUUAGAGUCAAGGCUUUUGAGUAAUUUAACUUAUGACACUGAUUCCGAAACACAAGCUUUGGAGUUUUUCUUAAGGAUCGAUUUUGGUUCAUCAUUAAAUUCGAGUUUCCGGUUUCCUGAAGAUAUUUAUGAUCGUAUAUGGCAACCGUAUAGAAGAAAUGAUUUGACAACAAUAAAUAGCUCUUCCUCCUUGAUAAGUAAUAGCAUUUUUGAUCCACCAUUGGUGGCCAUGAUGACUGCUAGCAUACCGAUGAACGGUAGCCAAACUUUGAAUUUUACAGUUCGGGAUUCCGAUCCUGAUGUUGAAUUUUACUUCUACAUGCACGUUGUGGAACUUGAAGAGCUACAAGCUAACCAGACCAGAGAGUUCAACAUCUAUCUUAAUGAUAAUUUCUGGUAUGGACCUUUUAGUCCCAUGUAUUUGCAUGAAGAAACGAUCCUAAGCUUUCUAUCCUUUAAAGGAGGCCAGUUUUCGAUGGAAAGUACCAGAAGUUCGACUCAUCCGCCCAUCAUAAAUGCCUUUGAGGCUUAUAAGGCGAAGGAACUUGUUGAAUCACAAACAGUUGAAAGAGAGGUUAAUGCGAUGAUGAAUAUAAAAUCGAUGUAUAGAUUGAAGAAAAACUGGGAAGGUGAUCCUUGUGCUCCAAGAACAUAUUCAUGGGAAGGCCUUGAUUGCAGCUACGACGAUUUGGAUCCGCCCAGGAUCAUAUCUUUGAAUCUGUCCUCCACUGGUUUAAGUGGAGAGAUAUCGCCGUACAUCGGGAAUCUCACUCAAUUACAGUAUCUGGACCUAUCGAACAAUAACUUGACAGGAGUAGUACCUGAGUUUCUAACUCAACUGCAAUUUUUGACUCUGAUAAACUUGCAAGGAAAUGCAUUGAAUGGUUCGGUUCCUGCGGGACUAAUCGAUAGGAUAAACAGACGUUUUCUGGAAUUGAAUGUUGAAGGAAAUCAAAUUCCGUGCACAUGGGAACCAUGUACCACGGGGACGAAAACGUCGGAGAACAGUGUAGUGGUUACAGUAGUAGCAUCAGUUGCAUCGGUGUUGUCUGUCGUCAUAAUUGUUUCAGCUCUCUUAUGGUGGUUCAAACGGAUAAAAACAUCAGGGAAACUGGUUGUAAUGCCUCGAAAACUAUUCCAAGAGUUAAAGAAUCGACAAUUUACAUACUCCGAUAUCCAAAGGAUCACAAACAACUUCGAGAAAGUUAUUGGAAAAGGAGGAUUCGGAACAGUUUACCUUGGUUUCUUGGAUGACAAUCAAGUAGCAGUUAAGAUGUUAUCGAAAACAUCUUUCCAAGGGUAUAAGCAAUUUGAAGCUGAGGUGGAGCUUCUUUUGAGAGUUCAUCAUAGAAAUUUGACCGCCCUUAUUGGAUAUUGUGAUGAUGGCACCGAAACAGGGCUAAUUUAUGAGUUCAUGGCCAAAGGAAACUUAGCAGAGUAUCUCUCAGAUAGUAGUAUCAGUGUCUUGAACUGGGAAGGAAGACUCGGAAUAGCACUGGAGGCAGCACAAGGGUUGGAGUAUUUACACCAUGGUUGCAAACCACCUAUAAUCCAUAGAGAUGUGAAGUCUAGCAACAUCUUAUUAUCUGAUAACUUGCAAGCUAAGCUAUCUGAUUUUGGGUUAUCGAAAAGCUUUGAAGGUGGCUCUCAUGUCUCCACUGUCGUUGCUGGUACCCCUGGAUACCUUGAUCCCGAGUAUUCUACUACAAACAGGUUGACUGAGAAAAGUGACGUUUAUAGCUUCGGGGUAGUUCUUCUUGAAAUCAUUACGAACAGGCCGGUAAUAGCAAGAACCAUAGACGAGCCUACUCACAUAAGUCAUUGGGUCGGUUCGAUGUUGUCGAAUGGAGACAUUGAAAACAUCGUGGAUUGGAGAUUGAAAGGAGAUUUUGAGAUAAAUUCUGUAUGGAGAGCAAUCGAAGUGGCAAUGGCUUGUUUAUCUCCGGCUUCCACAAAAAGGCCAACUAUGAACCACGUCGUGACCGAAUUAAGCGAGUGUUUGGUAGCCGAGAUAAACCGAACAAGGGGAGUCGAUGAAGAUGAAUCAAGAGACAUGAUGACCAUGGCAUCAUUGAAUUGUGAUUCUGACAUAAUUCCUUUAUCAAGGUGAUCAAAUCUUUAAAUUUGAUGCCUUUCUUUUUUCAUGCUUCAUCCACACCAAAACUAUCAUAGAAUGUGUAUACUUAUGUAUGUAUGUAUGUGUAUUCACUUUUUACUAAGAGUGUCCAAAUUGUAGCUUUAUUUGUUUUCAGAUAUUGAACUAUAUGUAAGAUGUUGAAUUAGAUUGAUAAUUGUGAAAUAA